Molecule: messenger RNA, 2057 nt
Organism: Lolium perenne
Lineage: Eukaryota; Viridiplantae; Streptophyta; Magnoliopsida; Poales; Poaceae
Product: hydroxyproline O-galactosyltransferase GALT3
Cellular component (GO): Golgi membrane
Molecular function (GO): carbohydrate binding; galactosyltransferase activity
Source: RefSeq, a predicted model, not a curated record
UCAAAUUCUCUAUAGUCUUGAGGUCUGUCUCCCCUGACCUGGUGGACUACUGGGUCCAAACUCCGAUGAGGAAGUGUUCCGGCGUGAUCUUCAUCAUCUCGCUCGCCGCUCUGCUCUUCCUCCUCUCGCCGUCUCCCUUGGCCACCCACCAUCCCGCCACCACCGCCGCCGGCCCAAUCGCCUACAUCCUCCCCUCCGUCCCGGGUCUCUCGGGUCUUUACCCACCCCCCACCAACUCCACCUCACACCUCUCCUGGCGCCUCCUCCGUCCCAUCCUUUCACGCUCUGAUGCGAUCCCCGGCACUGCCGCGGGGGUACUCGAGGCCGCCCACGCCUGGCGCAACCUCACCGUCGCCGUUGCGGUGGCGGCAGCGGCAGCAGCAACUCGCAGCAAUCCAGAGGCGCUCGACGCGAACUGCCGGGCCUCCGUGGAUGGGGAUCUGCGCACUCGUGGGGUCAAGAUCCCGUGCGGACUCACGGAGGGCGCCGCGGUGACGGUGGUGGGGGUGCCCAAGCAAGGAGCGGCCGGGUUCCGGGUGGAGAUGGUGGGAGGAGGCGGCGAGGUGGUGGCGUGCUUCAAUGUCAGCCUGGGGGCUGCUGGGAUGGUGGUGAAGCAGAGUUCUUGGACGCCUGAGGGCGGGUGGGGUGGGUGGGAGCGGUGCCCGCCGCUUGGUGACAUUGGCAGCAAUACCAGUUGGCAACUGAGUCCGGUCGAUGGCCUUGUUCGUUGCAAUCAGCAAGUGGGUACAAAUGUCAUCCAGGGGAGUAAUAAUACCACACAGAAUGUUACUUUGAACCAGCCUGAAGAUGAGAAGAGACCAAAAGGACGUGCACAUUUCAGUGGUAGCUUCUCAAUUGUCGAAGGAGAGCCUUUUACAGCAACACUAUGGGCUGGUGCUGAAGGGUUCCAUAUGACAGUAAAUGGGAGGCACGAGACAUCGUUUACAUACAGAGAGAGGUUGGAGCCAUGGUCAGUAGCAGAAGUCAAGGUCUCUGGGGAUUUGGAGCUCCUAUCAAUCUUGGCUAAUGGAUUGCCAGUUUCAGAAGAUGUAGACAUGGCAAGUGUUGAGCUUCUAAAGGCCCCACCUCUUCCAAAGAAGCGGAUUUUUCUUCUUGUUGGCGUUUUCUCUACUGGAAACAACUUCAAGCGCCGGAUGGCUAUGAGGCGAACAUGGAUGCAAUAUGAGUCUGUCCGCUCAGGCGAAGUAGCUGUGCGGUUUUUCACUGGCCUUCAUAAGAAUGAGCAAGUCAAUAUGGAACUAUGGAGAGAAGCUCAGCUGUAUGGUGAUAUCCAGCUUAUGCCAUUUGUUGACUACUAUACUUUGAUCACUCUAAAGACCAUUGCAAUUUGCAUGUUUGGGACUAAAAUUAUGCCUGCAAAGUACAUCAUGAAAACAGAUGAUGAUGCUUUUGUUAGGAUUGAUGAGGUCAUCUCUAGCCUGAAGAAGAGGGACCCCCAUGGGCUUUUGUAUGGUCUUAUUUCUUACCAGUCUUCACCACACAGAAACAAGGAUAGCAAAUGGUUUAUCAGUCCAAAGGAAUGGCCUGUCGAAAUAUACCCGCCAUGGGCUCAUGGUCCCGGAUAUGUAAUAUCAAGGGACAUUGCAAAAUUUGUCGUUCGAGGUCAUGAAGAACGAAUACUUCAGCUAUUCAAACUCGAAGAUGUGGCUAUGGGCAUAUGGAUCCAGCAAUACGAAGACAGCGGUCAGAAAGUGAACUAUGCAAACGAUGAGCGCUUCUACAACGAAGGAUGUGAUACUGAUUAUGUCCUUGCCCACUAUCAGACCCCGAGGCUUAUGAUGUGCCUGUGGGAGAAGCUUCAGAUGGAAUCUCAACCAGUAUGCUGUCAAUAACUGAUGCAUCAGGACUACCAAGUAUGUGAUAGAUUAGUCUUGUUGUUGUACAAUUUAUUACCACGAAUUUUAUGUUUGUUCGGGCUCUGCUGUAAUAGUUGUAAGUUGUAACAUAUUAGGUGUUCAUCAUUCAUUUGUUCUGAUCAAUGGUUUCAGUUUCACAGAAGAAAACGUUGAUCCAUGCAUAUUGAUGUCAUUUAAAGA